Messenger RNA from Vigna angularis (adzuki bean), 1475 nucleotides. RefSeq lists its product as uncharacterized. Gene Ontology annotation, molecular function: S-adenosylmethionine-dependent methyltransferase activity. The transcript has 5 exons. Bases 18 to 1094 code for a protein of 358 amino acids. Lineage: Eukaryota; Viridiplantae; Streptophyta; Magnoliopsida; Fabales; Fabaceae. The record is from RefSeq and is a predicted model, not a curated record.
AGUAUUGAAGUACGAAAAUGAGUGUUCAUUGUGCUGCAAUAUCCUUGCUUUCCCUCUCACUCAAAGCUUCCAUCUGCUCCAUCAAUGAAACCGCCAAUAAGCGUAAGUUUCAGACACGGUUCAACUCGGGCGCGCCAAGCAAACUCAGCGCCGAGUUUCUCUCCCAUGACUCACCGGAACCCACCAACAAACCAUGCUUUUGUGGAAGAAGACACUUCAUUGAAGCUACAACAUUGGGAACUACCUUGUUUCCUGUUCAACCUUCCGUAGCCACCGGCCCAUAUUCUGAUUACACGGCUUUACUUAAAAAGUUUCACCCACCAAGACCUGAUUGGUACGAGGAGUUCUAUGCUGGGGUUAUGAAUUCGGCUACCGAGUCUUACGAAGCUGAGGUGUUUUGUACAUUCUUCAUUUUUACGGGGGUUGUUUGGAGUUUUAUUUAUAUAAUUUUGUUUUGGGCGGUGCUAUGUUUUUGUUGUUGUUAUUGCACUGAGUUUAAGUUUGAGGCGAUUGCUUGUAAGGUUGCAACGUACAAGUCUCAAAUCUUCAGUAACUUGAAGGGGAAGGGUCUAAGAAUCUUGGAGAUUGGCAUUGGAACUGGUCCCAACCUCAGUUAUUAUGCUAGUGGUUCUGAUGUAGAGGUCGUUGGCAUUGAUCCAAACCCAAAGAUGGAAAAGUAUGCUCGAUCCUCUGCUUCGUCAGCUGGACUGCCUCCUUCAAAUUUUGAGUUCAUACAAGCUGUCGGUGAGGCCAUACCAUUAAGUGAUGCUUCUGUUGAUGCAGUUGUUGGAACACUGGUAUUGUGUUCUGUUAAAGAUGUUGAUAUGACACUGAAAGAAGUAAUGAGGGUGCUGCGACCUGGUGGACUUUAUGUGUUUGUAGAACAUGUGGCUGCAAAAGAUGGAACUUUUCUCAAAUUUAUACAGAGAGUUCUUGAUCCUCUGCAACGGACACUUGCAGAUGGGUGUCACCUUUCUAGGGAAACCGGAAACAAUAUAUCCAGGGCCGGAUUUUCAGAUGUUGAGCUUAACAUGGCAUUCUUGUCUAGUGCUACAUUUAUAAACCCCCAUGCAUAUGGAGUAGCUUACAAGUAGUAUCAAUCAAAGCGUGUCUUUGAACCUCUUAGCCUACCAUCAUCUUCAUAGCUUGGAAAAUAUAUUAGCCAUAUUCAGGUUCUUCACUAGAGUUGCAGGUUUCAACACAGAAGUCUUGUGACUAAAUGUGACAAAAGUCUUGUGACUAACUGAGAAGCUUCGCUGUGUAGAAUCUAUCUACACACAUGUGUGUCCUUACAAAAUCAGUGUUAGUUCAACAUGCAUUGAUCAUGUGUAUUGCAAAAAUGGUUGAGUUGGAGGCUAUGUAUGCUUUGAUCAUCAUGUAAAGUGCCCCUCUUUAUAUUCUCGAAGCUUACAUUGAAACAGGUAACUUCUUAAAAUUUGAAUUUUGUUUCUAACUUAAUUCAAAAAACUGUUCCU